Messenger RNA from Ictidomys tridecemlineatus (thirteen-lined ground squirrel), 11465 nucleotides. The record is from RefSeq and is a predicted model, not a curated record. NCBI's taxonomy places the organism in Eukaryota, Metazoa, Chordata, Mammalia, Rodentia, Sciuridae.
GAAGAUGAUCCAUAUGACCUUGAAGACCUUUGCGCAGAAAUGAGGGAAAUACAAAGAAUCAAAUACAAUUCUGAAAUUUGGGACCUGUAUUUUGAGAUGAUAUUUUCAGAAUGAGAAGUAUACAUGGUUACCUUUAUGAAUGUAGAGACAUGAGAAAACGGUUAUGAUGGCAAAAAACAAAGAGCCUCGUCCCCCAUCCUAUACUAUCAGUGUAGUUGGACUCUCUGGGACUGAAAAAGACAAAGGUAACUGUGGAGUUGGAAAGUCUUGUUUGUGCAAUAGAUUUGUACGCUCAAAAGCAGAUGAGUAUUAUCCAGAGCAUACUUCUGUGCUUAGCACCAUUGACUUUGGAGGACGAGUAGUAAACAAUGAUCACUUUUUAUACUGGGGUGACAUAACACAAAAUGGUGAAGAUGGAGUAGAAUGCAAAAUUCAUGUCAUUGAACAAACAGAGUUCAUUGAUGACCAGACUUUCUUGCCUCAUCGGAGUACGAAUUUGCAACCAUAUAUAAAACGUGCAGCUGCCUCCAAAUUGCAGUCAGCGGAAAAACUAAUGUACAUUUGCACUGAUCAACUAGGCUUAGAGCAAGACUUUGAGCAGAAGCAGAUGCCUGAAGGGAAGCUCAAUGUAGAUGGAUUUUUAUUGUGCAUUGAUGUAAGUCAGGGAUGCAAUAGGAAAUUUGAUGAUCAACUUAAAUUUGUGAACAACCUUUAUGUCCAGCUGUCGAAAUCAAAAAAACCUGUAAUAAUAGCAGCAACUAAAUGUGAUGAAUGCGUGGAUCAUUAUCUUAGAGAAGUUCAGGCAUUUGCUUCAAACAAAAAGAACCUUCUUGUAGUAGAAACAUCAGCACGAUUUAAUGUCAACAUUGAGACAUGUUUCACUGCACUAGUACAAAUGUUGGAUAAAACUCGUGGCAAGCCUAAAAUUAUUCCCUAUCUGGAUGCUUAUAAAACACAGAGACAACUUGUUGUCACAGCAACAGAUAAGUUUGAAAAACUUGUGCAGACUGUGAGAGAUUAUCAUGCAACUUGGAAAACUGUUAGUAACAAAUUAAAAAAUCAUCCUGAUUAUGAAGAGUACAUCAACUUAGAGGGAACAAGAAAGGCCAGAAAUACAUUCUCAAAACACAUAGAACAACUUAAACAGGAACAUAUAAGAAAAAGGAGAGAAGAAUAUAUAAGUACCUUACCAAGAGCUUUUAACACUCUUUUGCCAAAUCUAGAAGAGAUUGAACAUAUGAACUGGUCAGAAGCUUUGAAGUUAAUGGAGAAGAGAACAGAUUUCCAGUUAUGUUUUGUGGUGCUAGAAAAAACACCUUGGGAUGAAACUGACCAUAUAGACAAAAUUAAUGAUAGACGAAUCCCAUUUGACCUCCUAGGCACUUUAGAAGCUGAAAAAGUCUACCAGAACCAUGUACAGCAUCUAAUAUCAGAGAAAAGGAGAGUAGAAAUGAAGGAAAAAUUCAAAAAGACUUUGGAAAAAAUUCAUUUCAUUUCACCUGGACAGCCAUGGGAGGAAGUUAUGUGCUUUGUUAUGGAGGAUGAAGCCUUCAAAUAUAUCACUGAGACUGAUAGUAAGGAGGUAUAUGGUAGGCAUCAGCGAGAGAUAGUUGAAAAAGCCAAAGAAGAGUUUCAGGAAAUGCUUUUUGAGCAUUCUGAACUUUUUUAUGAUUUAGAUCUUAACGCAACACCAAGUUCAGAUAAAAUGAGCGAAAUUCAUACAGUUCUGAGUGAAGAACCUAGAUAUAAAGCUUUACAGAAACUUGCACCUGAUAGGGAAUCUCUUCUACUUAAGCAUAUCGGAUUUGUUUAUCAUCCCACUAAAGAAACAUGCCUUAGUGGCCAAAAUUGUACAGACAUUAAAGUGGAACAGUUACUUGCUAGUAGUCUUUUGCAGUUGGAUCAUGGCCGCUCACGGUUAUAUCAUGAUAGUACCAAUAUAGAUAAAGUUAACCUUUUCAUUUUAGGGAAAGAUGGACUUGCCCAAGAAUUAGCAAAUGAGAUAAGGACACAGUCCACUGAUGAUGAAUAUGCCUUAGAUGGAAAAAUUUAUGAACUUGAUCUUCGGCCAGUUGAUGCCAAAUCGCCUUAUAUUUUGAGUCAAUUAUGGACUGCUGCCUUUAAACCACAUGGGUGCUUCUGUGUAUUUAAUUCCAUUGAGUCACUGAGUUUUAUUGGGGAAUUUAUUGGAAAAAUAAGAACUGAAGCUUCCCAGAUCAGAAAAGAUAAAUAUAUGGCUAAUCUUCCAUUUACAUUAAUUCUGGCUAAUCAGAGAGAUUCCAUUAGCAAGAACCUUCCCAUUCUCAGGCACCAAGGGCAGCAAUUGGCAAACAAAUUACAGUGUCCUUUUGUAGAUGUGCCUACAGGUACAUAUCCUCGUAAAUUUAAUGAAACCCAAAUAAAGCAAGCUCUAAGAGGAGUACUGGAAUCAGUUAAACAGAAUUUAGAUGUGGUGAGCCCAGUUCCCACCAAUAAGGAUGUAUCAGAAGCUGACUUGAGAAUUGUCAUGUGUGCCAUGUGUGGUGAUCCAUUUAGUGUGGAUCUUAUUCUUUCACCAUUCCUUGAUUCUCAUUCUUGCAGUGCUGCUCAAGCUGGACAAAAUAAUUCCUUAAUGCUUGAUAAAAUUAUCGGUGAAAAAAGGAGGCGAAUACAGAUCACAAUAUUGUCAUAUCACUCUUCAAUUGGAGUAAGGAAGGAUGAACUGGUUCAUGGGUAUAUAUUAGUUUACUCUGCUAAACGGAAAGCAUCAAUGGGAAUGCUUCGAGCAUUUCUAUCAGAAGUUCAAGAUACCAUUCCUGUACAACUGGUGGCAGUUACUGACAGCCAAGCAGAUUUUUUUGAAAAUGAGGCUAUCAAGGAAUUAAUGACUGAAGGAGAACACAUUGCAACUGAGAUCACUGCUAAAUUUACAGCAUUGUAUUCUUUAUCUCAGUAUCAUCGGCAAACUGAGGUCUUUACUCUGUUUUUUAGUGAUGUUCUAGAGAAAAAAAAUAUGAUAGAAAAUUCUUACUUGUCUGAUAAUACAAGGGAGUCAACACAUCAGAGUGAAGAUGUUUUUCUACCAUCUCCCAGAGAUUGUUUUCCUUAUAACAACUACCCUGAUUCAGAUGAUGAUACAGAAGCACCACCUCCUUAUAGUCCAAUUGGGGAUGAUGUACAGUUGCUUCCAACACCUAGUGACCGUUCCAGAUACAGGUUAGAUUUGGAAGGAAAUGAAUACCCUGUUCAUAGCACUCCAAACUGUCACGAUCAUGAACGCAACCAUAAAGUGCCUCCACCUAUUAAACCUAAACCAGUUGUACCUAAGACAAAUGUGAAAAAAUUGGAUCCAAAUCUCUUAAAAACAAUUGAAGCUGGUAUUGGUAAAAAUCCAAGAAAACAGACCUCCCGGGUGCCUUUGGCACAUCCUGAAGAUAUGGAUUCUUCAGAUAACUACGCAGAACCCAUUGACACAAUUUUUAAACAGAAGGGCUAUUCUGAUGAGAUUUAUGUUGUCCCAGAUGAUAGUCAGAAUCGAAUUAUUAAAAUUCGAAACUCAUUUGUAAAUAACACACAAGGAGAUGAAGAAAAUGGAUUUUCUGAUAGAACCUCAAAAGGUCAUGGGGAACGGAGGCCUUCUAAAUAUAAAUAUAAAUCUAAAACCUUGUUUAGUAAAGCCAAGUCAUAUUAUAGAAGAACACAUUCAGAUGCAAGUGAUGAUGAGGCUUUCACUACUUCAAAAACAAAAAGAAAAGGAAGACAUCGUGGAAGUGAAGAAGAUCCACUUCUUUCUCCUGUUGAAACUUGGAAAGGUGGUAUUGAUAAUCCUGCAAUCACUUCUGACCAGGAGGUCGAUGAAAAGAAGAUGAAGAAGAAAACCCACAAAGUAAAAGAAGAUAAAAAGCAGAAAAAGAAAACUAAGAACUUCAAUCCACCAACGCGUAGAAAUUGGGAAAGUAAUUACUUUGGGAUGCCCCUCCAGGAUCUGGUUACAGCUGAGAAGCCCAUACCACUGUUUGUUGAAAAAUGUGUGGAAUUUAUUGAAGAUACAGGGUUAUGUACUGAAGGACUGUACCGUGUUAGUGGUAACAAAACUGAUCAAGACAACAUUCAAAAGCAGUUUGAUCAAGAUCAUAAUAUCAAUCUAGUCUCAAUGGAAGUAACAGUAAAUGCUGUAGCUGGAGCUCUUAAAGCUUUUUUUGCAGAUCUUCCAGAUCCUUUAAUUCCAUAUUCUCUUCAUCCAGAGCUAUUGGAAGCAGCAAAAAUCCCAGAAAAAGCAGAACGUCUUCAUGCCUUGAAAGAAAUUGUUAAGAAAUUUCAUCCUGUAAACUAUGAUGUAUUCAGAUAUGUAAUAACACAUCUAAACAGGGUUAGUCAGCAAAAUAAAAUCAACCUAAUGACAGCAGACAACUUAUCCAUCUGUUUUUGGCCAACCCUGAUGAGACCUGAUUUUGAAAAUCGAGAGUUUCUGUCUACCACUAAGAUCCAUCAAUCUGUUGUUGAAACAUUCAUUCAACAGUGUCAGUUUUUCUUUUACAAUGGAGAAAUUGUAGAUACUGGGAACACUGUGGCUCCUCCACCACCUUCAAAUCCAGGACAGUUGGUUGAAUCAAUGGUACCCCUUCAGUUACCACCACCAUUGCAACCUCAGCUGAUACAACCACAAUUACAGACGGAUCCUCUUGGUAUUAUAUAAAUAAAAAGUGAUUGCAGACAGCGUGAAAUUUGAAAAAAAGCAAGUCUACACAUGCAUGUUUCAGGGUUCAGUAGAAUAUGUUUCGUACAGAUAAUUCACAUUCAAAAUGAUGAGACAUUUUCUCUCUGAACUGUAUGGUAUUCCUCAUUCACUUACAUUACAAAUCUAAGACCAUGUGGUAAGCAUGACUGGAGAGGUUUAAUUUUUAUAAACAAAAAUAGCUAUAAAAUACAAAGCUACUGCUGCAUGCAACCUUAUUGCAAUCAGUAUAUCAUUCUUGUGGCAAUUUCUGUCACAUUAUAUUGUGAAUAAAAUUUUUCUAUAGAAAUUAAUUGAUUUAAAAACUCACAUAUAUGAAACAUAUAAUGCUUUUCAGCCUGCUUUAUGGCUGGUUUUGUUAUUUGAUGUGCUAAUUUGGACAACUUAAUUUACAUUCUAGCAGUCUGCAUAGAUAACUAAAAGCCCAGUUAAGUAUUUCUUAAUUUCAGGCUACUUAAUGCCAUGCUUGGGAUGUUGUUUAAAAGAAAGAAAAAUUAUACAGCAUAUUUCACAUUUCUACACCUUCAUCAUUAAUUCUGAGUAAACCUGUGGAUGAUUUGAUGAGGGAUAAAUGAACCUAUUUCUUUUAUGAACAUACCAAGGACAUGUUUGUGGCUAAAGUGAGUUGAUAAUGUUGUGCAAAGGAUAGUUGUCACCAACUCAUUUCUUUAUGGUCCAUAAUGAAAUAAACAUUUUGUAUACGGUUAAUUCUGUAAACAGAUGCAUGUUCAAAAGAUCUAUGAUGGUCUUGUAAUCUUAAUCUAAUAUAUUUUAGAUAUUUUAAUUUUUCCCUCUUGGGGAAUACAUUUAGUAUAGUGUAGAGAAAUACUUCAUGACAUUUUCAUAUAAGGUUAUAUAACUUUUCAUAAACAUGAAAUUUGUUGUAGAAAAUUCUUUAAACCAAACAUUUUAAUCUAGGACUUCAAUUUAAUCUGUUCCUUGAAUCUAUUUUUAUGUGGCCCUUAGAAACAUAUCCAAAAAAUCCAUUGCUAAUAUAGCAAUAAAAAUACUUUGGGUACUGACAGACUCCUUGGAGUGUGUGUAUAUAAAAUUACAAACUUGUAUUCAUAUUCUUUUCUGUGAUGUGUUGUACUAAAAUCCAAAAUGGCUUUUACACCAUUUUUUAAACCAAUUUUUUCCUUUCAUGUUGGUACCAGAGUUGCUAUAAAUCACUGCUGCUUUUGGGGUUAAAUAUUUUGUUAGUGAAGAUACAACCAGAGCACUAAAUUAUGGAAAAAAAUUUGGAAUAGAUGGCACAGGUAAAUUUUGUUAGGCUUUAUUCAAAAUUCUUUAUCAAACCAUACCAUUUUUUUUUCUGAAAAAAGGAAAUGGUUUGUAUUUCAUUGCUACAUCAUAUUUUAUGUAGUAAAGAAUAAAUUUUUUUGGUCAAUGUUGUAAUCUUCAUCCAUACUGCAAUUUUAAGGUUAUCUUACAUGUGUGAUAGUAAAUAGAUGAUUUUGAGAUUCAAGGCUCCUAAGAGUUUGAUUUGCUCCAUUUUUUCUAAAAUAUUCUUUCCUAACUGUUAUGUCCUAGGCAUUGUACUUCCAAUUUUAACUUCAGAACCAAGAUGUUGACAUGAACCAGGCUGCUGAAGUACAUGUAUAUUAUAAAUUAUCUUAUUUGUGUUAUACUCUUACAUGUUAUUAUCUUUUCUAAGAAAACAAAGUCCCUAUUAUUCCUAUUGCAAAGCACACAGGAAUUAAGAAAGUACAGUAAUUUUUAAAAAAAAAAAUCCGGUAAAUGUAGUAUUCUUAACUUGUUCUAUAUUACUUAUACCUAUUGUCUAUAUAGCUUUAAUUUAUAGCUGUCAGUUUAACAUUGGCAUGUCUGGCAAAGAAAAUUAAACUUUAAGAGUUUUAUAAACUGUUUCUAGGUUGCUAAAGAAUUUAUUUUUCUACUAUAUAUGGUAUAGACAAAGCAUCAAACUAUGUACAGGAAAAAAGCCUGACUAUUUCUAUUGGAAGUAGGCUGAAAAGAAUUUUCAGAACUGUUCGUGUCUGGUCCAUUCUGUCAUAACUUUGCUAUUGUAAUAUGUGAAUCCCAGUUUAUUUAAGCUAUUCUCUUUUAUACUGUGUUAAUUUAACAUUCAUCUGCAUUUAGUAUCAUUUUUGUUAUUAAAAUUAGCAUUUACCAUUUUUCAUAUGAACUCCCUUACACCUUUCCCAAAUCUUAUCUCUACUUUUCUAUGCAUUUCUAUUGUUGAUUUGACUCACUUCAUAGUGAGUCAUUUUAAAUAUUCUACAUUUGGUUCAAUCAACCAGUAGGUUACAGUUUUUGAAAAUUAAAGUACGGUUUAAAGCUCAGUCUGUUACACUGAAUUGAUUGUGUUUGUUUUUGCCAAGGGUUUAGAUAUGUUUUAAAUAUUAGCAAAAUAAUUCUAAAGACAAAAUAACAAAUUAACCUUUCUUCUGGUAAGUUACUAGAAGAUUUCACUGUUUAGGGACGUAUCAUAUAUGAGACUUCUUAAAGGAUUUAAAGAAUAGUAGAUAGUCUCAUUAUUAUGGGUAAAUAUUAAGACAUUAUAUUUUAAAAUAUGAAAUAAAAUUCCAUCUACACAUGUUGCCAUUGUUUCAUUUAAAGUUCAAUGCUUAACAGUUACUACAAUAUUGGAUUUAACAGUAUCUAGAUUAGCAAUAUAAAGAAGCAUAGUGGUACUCUAUUUCAAACUUCCAGUAGAUUUUUUAGAAGUCAGGUACUAUUCACAGAUACUUAUUAGAAUAUACAAAUAAUUUUAGAACAAAAUUCCAGACACACAACAUAUUUCUGUUUCAAAUGGUAUUUAGUAGUACUUUUUUCCCCCUUAACAUUUACAAUGUAAAUACUGUAGGUAACAGCAAUCUAACUUAGCCAAAAAGCAGCUUUUAUUUUCCAUACCAAAUGUAAAUAAUGUAGACUUUUUUUUUGGUUUUUUUGUUUUUUGUUUGUUUGUUUGUUUUGAGGUACUGGAAUCUAAUUUCUAAUAUCUCUUAGAUAAAAAGGGAUUGAUUGGAAUAAGAACUUAGGCCUUAGCUUCCAUGGUGAAUUUUAGUUUUUUAUACAGUAAUAAUUGUGAUGCUAUUUGUCAACUGGAUAUAAAUAUAUAUAUGAUUUUAAAAAGUCAAAGUGGUUUGUUUCUUUGUUUAUAAUUAAUGUAAUUUUGUGCUUCACCAGAGGAUGCUGCAGUAAAUUAAGUAUCAGUAAAGCUUCUGAUGUACAAAGAGUGCUAUAAAUAAAACAUUAAGAAGCUGUGUAAUUCUAAGUUAUAGUUGCCUCUAUUUUUACCAUUUUGUUGGUAAAAGUCAACUAAUUUUUUCAAGUAAAAUAUGAAAAAUAAAUUGACAUUAAUAUGAAAUUUUUAUUAGGAAGAUGUAUUACUGCACUUCCCCUGUAUCAUAAAAGGAGAUCUAAAAUUCAUGUAUACAGAUGAAAAUUGGAUUUUAAAAAUGGUCAGGGAAAUGAGAUUAUGUAUAGAUUUCUAAAAUUCAAAUAUUACCUGAAUUUUGAGCUGUGGCUAGACUUUCUUGAGCCACUGGAAAUAUUUUGAAGUGUAUCCUAGUUAUGGCAGAGAUGUUAAAAUUAAAGGAUAACAAUAUUUUUGUUUUCGUGGUUUGGAAAUAUUAAGCCAAACCUUAAUAGUGUAUAAUGUCAGAUUCUAUGGAUCUGGUGAGGUCUGUUUGACUUGAAUCUUUGUAUUUAUCUUGAAUUUAAUUGUUUUAGUUAAGCAGUUUAAUUCUUAGGCUGCAUAACUUCUUUCUUGUUUCAGUACAUUUGGGACAUGUUUAGUUUUUUAUUGUAUUUAAAUUCUUGAAAUUCUUAGCCUUUUGGGUGAUUAUAUCUGAAAAUAAAAUUUGCUAAGUUUGAAUAAGGGAAGAAGCUACUCUUUAAAAUCAUUUUCUUAUGGUAGCAUUGUUUUAUACUUGAAAAGAUUAUAAGCAUUAAUACCUCAUAUUCCAACAUCUUGUCAUUUGAUAUGAUCCAAGUACUAGUCUUUAUAAAGUAGUUCAAGUCUAACUAGUGAACUUUGAGAAUCUUCACCAUUCAGUUGAACCUCAUCAUUAUUCUACAUGCAAGAUUCACUUCACUUACAUAUAAACAUGCUAUUUUUAUUUUUGUCAGGAGGAAGAAGAUAGGAAGAGCAAUGACAUCUAAUAUUGUUCACAACUUAAUUAAAAGUUAUAAGGUUAGUGUUCUGUGGAAAUUUUGAAGGCAGUGGGGGUGAUUUUUGAAAAGCCAGUCAAUAGUCAAUAAAAAAUUUUAUUAAUAAAUAUAUUACCCUUAAAAUUAAUAUAAUCCUGACAGUUAUGGUUUGUUAUAUUUACCUGUAAUUAGGAGUAUUAAGACCUGCAAUAUAUGCACUUUGUAAGUAGCUGUUUAAGAAUUUUUACUUGAAACAUUUUUACUUGAUUUAUUCCCACAGUGUAGACUUUCUGUUUUGAUUUUAUUCUCUCAACUGGAAAGUUAUUUUGAGCAAUUUAGUAAUGGUCCUUCAGUCCUGAUAGUUUGCCAGGUAUUUAGUUUAAAUUUUCAGUUUUAACUUUUUUCAAACUUAUUUCUAUAUUGUUUUAUAUCAGUAUGAAUGAUGUAGGUUUAGCAAUUGACCUUUUGUUUAUUACUUCACUAUUCACCCAAAUUAGUUUUAAUUGUGUCUGUAUUCUUCAUUAGAUAAUUUUUUCUUGUGUCCUUGAAUUGUGAAUGUUUUGUCCUGUUUAGUGUUUUCCACGUUCUUGCUGUAAGUUCUGAAAAUAUUUUACCAACUUUCCAUGUGUGGCUCUUAGUUUCCUUUUACUCCAGAUUCUUGGUAUUCUAUUUUAUUUGUUUUAUUUUCCUCAAUUCAUGUGUUUAAAGAAGCAGAAUUAUUAUAACAUUUAAUUCCAUAUAAUAAGUGAAAUCAGAAACAAGCACAGUCAUACGUAUAGAACUCAUUUUUAAGUGUAUAGAUGAGGUGAUUUUUUUUAUUUAUUAGUGCAUUGUAUUUACACAUAGUAAUUGUUCAUUUUAAACAAAAUCAUCCAUUCAUAGAAUUUGCUUUAUUCCAUUUCAGUCCCUGGUUCUACUACAUUUCCCAAUUCUCCCUCCCUCCCUCUGUUUUUCCUCUGCUCUUCAUCCUUUCACUUGUUUGUUUUUUGUUGGUGCUUUAUCAAUCUACAUAAAGGGUGAAUUCAUUGUGGUAUACUUAUACAUGCACAUAAUAUGAUUUUGUUGAAUUCAUUCUGUAUUUUCUCCCCUCACCCAUCUCUCCUUCCUCUCUCUUCUCUCAGUCUCCUUCACUAAUCAUCUGUAUAUCUUUAUGAUAUCUGAUCCCACCCUACUCUCAUUUUGCUCUAGCUUUCCACAUGAGUGAAAAUAUUGAACCCUUGAUUUUCUGAUUCUUUUUUCACUUAGCAUGGUUUUUCUAGUUUCAUCUGUUUACCAGCAAAUGCCUUAAUUCCACUCUUUUUUAUGGCUAAGUAAACUAUAUUUUGUAUAUAUACUUCAUUUUUAAUCCUUUCAUUUAUUGAUGGUCACCUGGGCUGGUGUCAUAAUUUGGCUGUUGUGAAUUGUGCUGCUAUAAACAUUGUGGCUAUAUCUCUGUAGCAUGCUGAUUUUAAUUCUUUUGGAUAAAUACCAAGGAGUGGAAUAAGCUGGGUCUGUCUGAUUUCCAUUUCCAGUUUUUUGAGGACUCUUCACACUGCUUUCCAGAGUAAUUACACUAAUUUGGAAUUACCCCAACAAUGUAUAUGUGUGAUUUUCCCCCCACAUUCUUGCCAGUUUUUAUUAUUUGCAUUGAUAAUUCUUUUCUGACUAGAGUGAGAUUAAACAGUAUAGUUUUGAUCUGCAUUUAGAUGUUAAACAUUUUUUCAUGUAUUUGGCCAUUUGUGUUUCUUUUGAGAAGUGUCUAUUUAGUUAUUUUGCCCAUUUAUUGAUUGGGUUAUUUGGUUUUUGGGUGGUAACCUUUUUGAGUUCUUAUGGACAUUAAUCCCCUAUCAAAAGAGUAGCUAGCAGAGAUUUUUUUUUCCCAUUUCUGCAGACACUUCCUCAUGCUCUUAAUAAUUUCUUUUGCUGUGCAUAGCUUUCUAAUUUGAUGCCAUCCCACUUACUGAUUCCUGGUUUUUCUUCUUGAGCCUUAGCGGUCUUGUUAAGGAAGUCAGUUCCUGCAUGAAUAUGAUGGAGUUUUGAUCCUAUGUUUUUUAACAGUUGCAAAGUAUAUGACCUAAUUCCUAAGUUUUUGAUAAAGUUUGAUUUGACUUUUGUGUAGGGUGAGAGACAGGAGUCUAGUUUCAUUCUUCUACAUAUGGAUAUCCAGUUUUCCUAGCACCAUUUGUUAAAAAAGCUAUCUUAAAACAUAAUAGUUAUAAACUAAUUAUUUGAGAGAAUAUAGUCUUUAGAUAUCUUCUCAGAUUUACUUCUUGGAAAUUUCAUUUCUAGAUUUUACAUUUGUUGGUAAUCAGACAAUAGUUGUGAAUGUUUUGGUAUUAUAGUAUUUGAAGUGAGCAAAACUAUUAGUAGCAAUGUACUUUUAAAAUACAAAUGAAAAUCUGUUUCACCCAGUACUUUAAUUAAAAAAUGACUGUUGGAUUACCCUAAAGUCCAUUUUAAGUAUUAUUUUUGUGGUAUAGAUCAGGAGUUAGCAAACUUGUUCUGGGAAAGGACAGUAAGUAUAUUAUACUUUGCAAAUCAUACAAUCAUUAUGGAGCUAUUCAGCUCUGUUGUUGUAGUUUUGCCAUUAGCCAUAAACAAUACAGAAGUGAAUGAACAUGAAUGUGUUCCAAUAAAAUUGAGUUUGGCCCACAAA